This is a messenger RNA of Fusarium coffeatum, 1104 nucleotides long. RefSeq lists its product as uncharacterized. Gene Ontology annotation, molecular function: magnesium ion binding; oxidoreductase activity, acting on the CH-OH group of donors, NAD or NADP as acceptor; NAD binding. The transcript is spliced from 3 exons. The coding region runs from base 1 to 1104 and encodes 367 amino acids. Lineage: Eukaryota; Fungi; Ascomycota; Sordariomycetes; Hypocreales; Nectriaceae. The record is from RefSeq and is a predicted model, not a curated record.
AUGUCUCCCUCAGCAGUCACCGACAAGAAGUCCUACAGCAUUGCCUCCAUCCCAGCAGAUGGCAUUGGCCCAGAGGUCAUUUCAGCUGGUGUCGAGGCGCUGAAUGCUCUAGCCGAUACUCUUGGAUCAUUUGAUCUUGACUUUACACACUAUGAUUGGAGCUCAGAUACUUACAAGAAGACGGGAAAGUACAUUCCCGACGGUGGUCUUGAUCAGCUGAAGAAGCAUGAUGCUAUCCUAUUUGGCGCCGUAGGAGCUCCCGAUGUCCCUGAUCACAUUUCUCUCUGGGGUCUCCGCCUGGCCAUCUGCCAACCCUUCCAGCAAUACGCCAACGUCCGUCCAACACGCAUCAUGCGUGGCACCCAAUCUCCCCUGCGCAAUUGCAAGACGGGAGAUCUCGACUGGGUAAUCAUCCGUGAGAACAGUGAAGGUGAAUACGCCGGACAAGGCGGUCGUUCACACCGGGGUCACCCAUGGGAAGUCGCUACAGAAGUGGCCAUCUUCACCCGACAUGCUGUUAACAGACUUAUCCGCUUUUCAUUUGAGAUCGCCCAGAAGAGACAGAGAAAGCAUUUGACUGUUGUUACAAAGAGCAAUGCUCAGCGAAAUGGUAUGGUACUUUGGGAUGAGGUUGCUGCGGAGGUCGCGAAGGACUUCCCUGAUGUUACGGUGGAGAAGAUGUUGGUUGAUGCUAUGACUACCAAGAUGGUUCUCAAGCCUGAGAGUAUUGAUACCAUUGUCGCAAGCAACUUGCACGCGGAUAUCCUGUCCGAUCUAGCGGCAGCCCUAGCAGGCUCAAUCGGCAUCGCACCAACAAGCAACCUGGACCCCAGCCGCGAGAACCCAUCCAUGUUCGAGCCCAUCCACGGCUCAGCAUUUGACAUCACCGGCAAGGGUGUCGCUAACCCCGUCGCUACGUUCUGGACGGCAGCCGAGAUGCUUGCUUGGCUUGGUGAGGAGGAUGCGUCUAAUACGCUCAUGGAGUGUGUCGAGAAUGUGACUGCUUCGGGUGUUUUGACUCAAGAUCUUGGUGGAAAUGCCAUGACCAAGGAAGUUACUGCUGCCGUUGUGGCGGAGAUUAAGAAGCUUGGAAAGGCGAACUAA